GGACCAAGAGGCCCCCGACCCUCCCCACUAACAACGGAAUCGCAGCGAACACUCUGACGCCUGUGCUGGUGUCAGAGACAGUUUUAACCACCUGACUUGUGUUUGCGGGCGGGGGUUGGGGGGUGUGCGUGUCGCCGAGCAGCUCAGCCCUGUUCAUUCGCGCGAGUUUGUCCACCGCGUCCCCGGGCAUCUCCGGAGCCAGCGCUACCCGGGCGCCAAGGACAAGCACUGAGCAAGCCCGCCCGCUCCUGCCCAGCGGCCCAGCCAGAACCCGGGUCCGGAGGGAGCACCUGUGGUGUCACGAUGCUACCUCUCAGCACCAUCGAGGGCCAGGAAACGGAGGAGGUGCAGACCAAGCCGCCGGAGAAAGGAGUCCUGCUUUCAGAGAACCCUGAUGAUCCACCAAAGAAGCCCAUCAGAAUGAAGGGAACAAUGUUAUUCAGAGUCCUGCCGUUCUGUCCUGUGAUUCCCUGGACAUCUUCGGAGCCAGCGCUGCGCGGGCGCCAAGGACAAGCACUGAGCAAGCCCGCCCGCUCCUGCCCAGCGGCCCAGACAGAACCCGGCUCCGGAGGGAGCACCUGUGGUGUCACGAUGCUACCUCUCAGCACCAUCGAGGGCCAGGAAACAGAGGAGGUGCAGACCAAGCCGCCGGAGAAAGGAGCCCUGCUUCCUGAGAACCCUGGUGAGCCGCGGAAGAAGUCCACUGGAAUGAAGGGAAGACUGUCAUUCAAAGUCCUGCCAUUCUGUCCCAUGCCAAGUGUUUGCUUCACUUAUUACUUGGAACCGGAUGACUCUGACUCUGAUUCCCAAUUUCCUCCUGAACCUUCGAAACCUGACCCAAAUUGCACCUUUGUUCCUCUGCCUGUGUUAGAGUUUCGUGAAAUCAAGGUGUGUGAAUGUCCCCUGUGCUGUCUCAGCUUUGUCACUGCUUCCUAAUACCUGAGCUCCCUCUGCUUCCUACUCUUGACUCAGCACCCUGGAAUCAUGCAUGCUGGGCUACUGUGAUGUAAAAUCCCGAAAUACAGCUGCUUAAAUAAACUGAACUUGAUGUC
Molecule: messenger RNA, 1052 nt
Organism: Eubalaena glacialis (North Atlantic right whale)
Lineage: Eukaryota; Metazoa; Chordata; Mammalia; Artiodactyla; Balaenidae
Exons: 7
Coding region: 304-936 (210 amino acids)
Source: RefSeq, a predicted model, not a curated record